This is a messenger RNA of Rana temporaria (common frog), 807 nucleotides long. Its product is annotated as olfactory receptor 10A7-like. Gene Ontology annotation, molecular function: olfactory receptor activity; G protein-coupled receptor activity. The record is from RefSeq and is a predicted model, not a curated record. The transcript has 2 exons. NCBI's taxonomy places the organism in Eukaryota, Metazoa, Chordata, Amphibia, Anura, Ranidae. Gene Ontology annotation, biological process: G protein-coupled receptor signaling pathway. Bases 1 to 807 code for a protein of 268 amino acids. Gene Ontology annotation, cellular component: membrane.
AUGCGGUUCUCCCCUGUCCUCGACGGUAAGAAUCAGCGAGAGAAUCAGCCGCGAAUUGUUGCUGUGUCCAGGCUGUGGAACGGAGCUCGGCUUCAGGCGUCCAUCCUGGUCCGCAGCAGGCCACGCCCCCACUUAAUAUCAUUUUCUGAUUGCAUCACUCAGUUUUAUUUAUUUUGUGUUUUUGAAGGUCUUGAGUGUCUUCUUCUGACAGUGAUGUGUUAUGACAGAUAUGUGGCCAUCUGCAAACCAUUGCAUUAUAACGUGACAAUGAACUUCCAGUUCUGCUGCAUAAUGGUCAUCACGUGUUGGGUUUUAAUUGCGUUAUUAGCAUUGAUUCCUACUAUAACCAUACCGCAAUUAAAAUUUUGUGGUUCCAAUACUGUCAACCACUUUUUCUGUGAUCUUGACCCGAUCCUACAACUGUCUUGCUCUGAUACCACUAUCAUUAUACUUGAAGUGACAUUAUUAAAUUUUGUUUUUGUUUUCAUCCCAUUCUGUACCAUUAUUGUGUCGUAUGUUUAUAUUAUAAUCACCAUUUUUAAAAUCCCAUCUAUUUCCAGCAGACAGAGAGUUUUCUCAACAUGCAGCUCCCACCUAAUUGUUGUUUCUAUCUUUUACGGUACAAUGGUUUGUGUUUACCUAUUACCUCAAAGUGGACCACCACGGAAUACCAAAAUUCUUGCCCUGAUGUACACUGUGGUCACCCCUUUGCUGAAUCCAAUUAUAUACAGCCUAAGGAAUAAGGACUUUAAAAUAGCUGUAGAUAAAAUGAUCAAUCACUGUUUGCAUUGGCUUUUCAGUAAAUAA